Molecule: messenger RNA, 2849 nt
Organism: Lagopus leucura (white-tailed ptarmigan)
Lineage: Eukaryota; Metazoa; Chordata; Aves; Galliformes; Phasianidae
Gene: WDR89
Product: WD repeat domain 89
Exons: 4
Coding region: 528-1697 (389 amino acids)
Molecular function (GO): protein binding
Source: RefSeq, a predicted model, not a curated record
AGGGACCUCAAGGAUCAUCAAAGCUCCAACCUCCCUGCCACAGAAAGAAUCCUUCCAUGUGUGUGACCACUGGCAUCGGGCGCUGGUCUACUUUGUAAGGAAAUAAGUCCAUUUUUGGAGUAUUGCUUUACCCUUCUCUGCCUUAACUGAAACAUCCAUAAUAGAAUCACAAGGUUGGAAGGGACCUACAAGAUCAUCGAGUGCAACUGUCCUCCCACUGCCCUUGCAACCACAAGCCACUAAACCAUAUCUUGUAGCUCAAGUCUCAUUGGAGUGAGGAGAGCUGACCCCCAUGGGAACUGCUGUGAUUCCCCCGAAAUUCAUUUUAUAACACAGAAGAGAAGUCUAAUUGAGCCUGCUGUAGUUCUACUCCAUUUUUUGCCUUGUUCUCUGCCUAUGCAGAAGUUGGGCUAAGAAGUCUCCUGCAGCUGCAGUGAUACAACUGUUUGUGGGCUGUGAGUGCAAGCAGCCUUUUAGAGCAGAAGUUACUCCUCAGACUCCCGAUAGCUUCAAGAGCAGCGUUUGAGAUGUCUGCAGUUGAGAAGAUCGAGGAGCAGUUUGCCUGCCUGCGCAUAGCAAAGCGCUCUGUGCUAAGUGAGGAGCCUGCUUACCUGCUGGAUAUAGACAUCUCCGGAUCUGCUCAGUCUGAAAGCAGUUGCUUUGUGGCAGUUUCAUGUUCCAAUAAAUCCAUUAGGGUCUAUAACAGAGAAACACUGAACUUCCUGCGGGAGUACAGUAGCUGUCCUGGGACACUUAACGGCGUCAGAUUUGCACAUGCGUGUGACAGCUUGGUGUUCUCUGCGUGCAGUGAUGGUACAGUAAAAUGUUGGGAUAUUCGUUUAGCAACUCAGAAAGCUGCGCAGGUAUUCAGUGGCUAUCCUUCCAACGUGUUCAUCAGUUUUGAUCUCAAUUGCAGUGAUCUCAUGAUUUGUGCUGGAACAGAGAAAGUAGAAACGGAUACAUUCCUGGUGUUCUGGGAUGCGAGAGGCAGCACGGACUGUGCCAGCACAAUGAGGGAACCUUUGGGAGUGUACUCUGAAAGUCACAAUGAUGAUGUCACUAAGAUUUGUUUUCAUCCUGUCAAACCCAGUUUGGUCGUUUCUGGGUCGACUGAUGGCUUGGUGAAUGUGUUUGACAUUAACAAGGACAACGAAGAUGAUGCUUUGAUAUCAACCUGUAAUUCAGAUUCAUCAGUAAGUUUUAUUGGCUGGUCUGGGAAAGAUUAUGAACAGAUCUACUGCACGACCCACGAUGAGGGAUUUUGUUGGUGGGACCUUGCUCAGUUAGAUACUGAAGAACCAAUAAUGCUGUUGCGUGUUCUGGACGCCAGAGACUCAGUCUGCAUUGAAAAUGGCAGCUUAAAUUACCUGGUAGGAGGGAUGUACCACGAAAAGGCAGACAGACUCUUUCUGAUCGGAGGAACGGCAACAGGAGACGUUCACCUGAUAAGCUGCAGUGCUGCUGGGCUGAGCCUGGUGGGUACCCUUCCAGGGGGGCACUCUGCCACCGUUCGCUCUUUCUGCUGGAACCUGGCAGAGGAGUCGCUGUUGACAGGAGGAGAGGAUGCCCAGCUGUUGUUGUGGAGGCCCGGAGCUGUGGAACGCUGCCUGGCAAAGAAGGUGUCCCUGAAGAUUGCUUCUUCUGUGCAGAAGAGAGUGAGAGUUCACAACAGUUCCCUCAAAAGCAGGAAAAAAUAAAAUUCUGGGAAUGGGAGCCUGCUUUGCAGAGGUUUUUCUGUUUGUUUCAUCCUUCCAGGCAGUACUUGGCUGCUGCUUUACUUGGAGGUGUUCUGUGGAAAGAACUGCAAUACAUGAAUUCUGUUUGGGAACUUACAUCAGUCAUCAGAGGAAUGCUUUUUUUUUUUUUAAGUUGCUAAUAUUAAUCUGAGAAGAGUAAAUGUUUGCUCACUGGUUCAUGAAGAAUACAUCUUCAAUCAGUUCUUACAGAAAUACUUUUUAUGGUUGUUUAGUGUCUCAGCCAACAUUUUAAUGCAUAAUAUAGGCUUGUGACUUGCAUAAUUUGUUACUUUCCCAGUGAAAUUCCCUGUCAUGUUUUAAAAGCUUUUGUAUUUCAAGCUGUGUUUUUCUUUCUUUACAGAGAACUUAAUGAAAUUGCUCAGUAUAUUAAAAGAUUUUACGUUGCUUCCUAAUGCUUGAGGGAAUUACUUCUUAAUGAAACAGAAAAUAAGUACUUUUUGCAUUGUCAUAUUGCUGGUUUAUAACAAGCUUGUAAAGCAGCAUUUGAUUGAAUCAUAUUUUUAUAGUGAAGAUAUGAAUGUAUUCAACCAGAUGGGAAUGCACUACUCAGCACAGCUGAUUUUUUGACUGGAUGAGAAGUGUUGGAACUGGUGUUACUUAGGGUGUGUUUGCUUUGUGAAAACACCCAGGAAUCUUCCAGGCAGCUUUGUUCUUUGCUGGUAGGAGCAUCUCAGCGGGUGCACCUGGAAGCUGGGAGAUGGUCAGGGAGUUAAAGAAAUUAAUAGAUGUGAUGACAGCAGUUGUGCUUGGAGUCCUCCAGUCCUGCAUUUGAAAUAAGCUGCUAUCAGACACUCAAGGGGGGAUGUUAAAAAACAAAACCAGUCUUCUGAAAAUGUGGUUACUGAAUAACAGGCCAACGUGAGAAGGCUUUAGGAAAACCUCUUAGAAGUUAGUGUGUGUCUUUUAAGGAAUGGCUCUUCACAGAGAAGCCACUUAUGUGCAGGCAUCUCUCGAUGAUUGCAUUGUUUUAGUGUUCCAUCAAACGGCAAUUAAGUGCUGCAAAAAUUGCUUUGUUCUGAAACACUUGAGUUUUUAUGCUUAUUCUGCUCCACUGGCAGACUCCAAUCUGUGCAUCUGGCUCUGCACACACAA